GUGUGUGUGUGUGUGUGUGUGUGUGUGUGUGUGUGUGUGUGUGGGGGUGUGUGGGGGUGUGUCAGUCAUCGCACGCACCUCCCUGUCGUAUAACACAGCCGGAACACGCGGGCUAACUUCAUAUGCACACUUUCUUCGACACGCUGGGGAGAACAUCGAGUGUAUCACUGUCUGAGCGGAGAUCAUGUAACACCGCCUCUGGAAUGUUUUACUCGCGAAAAACGUGCUCUGCGACCUUCAAACAGACGUUUCGGACUUCCUCUCUCGAACAGCUCUCGUGCGCGUGGAACAGCUUUCGUUAGUAGUGUUAGAUGCAGGUGUAUCAACAUUAUGAAAUUCUGCGCGGUCUUUGCUUACCGCGGGUCACGGAGCAACUACAACAUUUGAAAACCGCCUGACUGACAUCUGUUGUUUACGAUAUACACAUCGGUGGAAUUCUCGUUUCGCGUCCAUCAGAGGGAAUAAUUUUAAUCUGUUCUUCGGAAUUGGACGGACCAGAGCGAUGUCAAUUUCAUCGGAAUAGUGAAGCGAAUCAACUACCUGUAAAUUUGUAAUGCAGACAAACGCGCAUAUCUGGUGGAAAUCUGACAAAGGAGAAAGUAAUGUAGAUCGUCUAUCCAGACACAGCAGUCUUAAAGCGAGCCACUUGAACAACUGCUCAUAUAAAUCUACUGCGUUCUCGACAUUGCUGUUUCGAAAAGAAAUAAUUCCAGCCAAGAUGGAGACGGUCUCACAGAGUAUUGGCGGCCAACUAGAGCGCGAAUUCUUAGACUCAUUCAACUUCGACCAUCUCUACCUAGAUUUAGGAAGAGCCGUGACACCAGGCUGCGAUCCACCCGUGGCAAAGAGCGUCCCAUCCAGCCCGAUCCCGGACAUCGGUACGCUCGUCGGCACACUGAACGUCGCCACUGCCGACUCAACGUGCUGCAUGCCUCCUACAGGCGAUGACAAUACGCGUAGCUGGCCGCAAACGUACUGCCAGAGAGACUGGGGUGCAGGUGAUCGGAACAAUCGCGGCAUGGAUUGCUACGCGUCCACAGAGAUUCACAGCUCCCCAUUCAGCGACGGCUUCUUCUCGAACAAAGCGACGACGUCGCCGAGCUACCAGAAUUCGACGAGCGACGUCAACAGGCAGACGGAGACGCACGGCGACGCGUCGUCGUCGUCGUCGUGCAGCGACGAGUAUCGCCUCGUCAUGGCAACGGGCGUAGAAGAUGCUCAGCUUCUUCAUCUCUCCGUCAAGGACUUGAACAAGAGGCUGAUCGGUAAGCCCCGCGAGGAAGUGAUGCGCAUCAAGAAGAAGCGACGCACGCUGAAGAACCGAGGCUACGCACAGAGCUGCCGCUCGAAGCGCGCCCAGAUAUGGUCGACGCUGGAAGAAAAAAUCUCCCAACUCGAGGAUCGUCUGAUAUCUUCCGAGAAAAAAAACCAACAACUCAUUCAAGAGCGAGAUUAUUAUUACAGCCAAUGGCGGAGAUGCUCUGCAAAACCACAAACUAGUUUCCCGUGCUCGAUUACUGAGCGUCCCUGUAACAGUCCUGCCAUCUAUAAGACCACAGCAGCCAUGACUGUUCCUAGCGCAUCCUUUAUUGUGUGAUUGGCUUCUAUUUUCAAGCGCACAUUAAUUAAUUAUGAGUUAAAUACAUGAAGUAUACUUAUAUGUGGCGCUUAAUUAAUGGCGGUAAAAUAUGCGUUCGUUGCACCGAAAUUUUGUUUUCAGUUUGAAAAAUUGUGGUAGAAUCAUUCAAAAUUGAGGCAUAGCAAAAUAUAUUAUUAUAUAUAGCAAAAGU
Priapulus caudatus is the source of this 1790-nucleotide messenger RNA. RefSeq lists its product as uncharacterized. Gene Ontology annotation, biological process: regulation of transcription by RNA polymerase II. The transcript is spliced from 2 exons. Gene Ontology annotation, cellular component: nucleus. The coding region runs from base 554 to 1597 and encodes 347 amino acids. NCBI's taxonomy places the organism in Eukaryota, Metazoa, Priapulida, Priapulimorpha, Priapulimorphida, Priapulidae. The record is from RefSeq and is a predicted model, not a curated record. Gene Ontology annotation, molecular function: DNA-binding transcription factor activity, RNA polymerase II-specific; RNA polymerase II cis-regulatory region sequence-specific DNA binding.